GUGGCGCACGUGAAACCGCCACUCGUGCGCGCGCCGCGGACGCAGCCGCUUCCAAUUUUGAAUCCGGAUCGUUAACGACCAUUUUCAAAUUUAUUCUUUUUAAAACUUAAAAAGUAAAGUGCCAGUGCCACGAACUGUUUGAGGAUUUUGUGACUGUGUGCCAUUGUGAAACUUUUUGGACAGAUACUGAAAGAGUUAGUGGUCUUCGAUUGACAGUGAAUCGAGAUAGUAUCUUUUCGUAUUGUGUACCAAACUGACUUGAGUCUGGCAUUUCCUGCUGACGCAUUGUAUAGUGAAGUGUUAUAUUGCCCCGGAUAUUCCGCCGCUUUCGUUCAAUUAGGCUGUAUAGCCUUGAUGUCAGUCCGCCCCAAAAGUGAUGGAUAGCCACAGCCGCUCCGCGUCUCCGCGGGACCCGCCCAGGCCCCAGCACCGCCCGCCCUCGCCGCCCUCGCCUGCCGCCUUCGACAACCGCGCCUACCAGCACGACGACCCCGACCAAAACCACAACGAUUCCUUCACCUCCAACCCCCCACAGCAGAACGGACACAAAGAACCCAAUGGGGACACCAAAACUUUAGAAGCAGUUAACUUGGAACUGAUAAAUCUGACGCCGAAGAAUGGGAAUGCUAAGAAGAAGGAUGUUGAGGUCGAUAUGAAUGCGACUAACCCGUACGAUGAGUACUUCGUACCGGUCAAUGAACACAGGAAAUAUAUGAGGGGCGAGAAGCUGUACGUGACGGCAGACAAGCGAGGAGAGAAGGGGGGCUGCAAAAGACCUCUCUGCUGGACACUGCUCGGACUGGUCGUGGCCGCUAUCGUGGCUCUCAUCGUUCUAGCAGCCACUGGCGUACUGUUCACGAACUCCCCGACGACCUUGGAGCAAUACAACUCGUCUAUUAGCUCUGCUCGCGCGCUGGGCGGCAUCGGAUCAUCUGACGACGAACAGGACCACAGCAUGCAUGACCACAGCGGCCAUGACCAUAGCGGCCACGACCAUGGCGGCCACGACCACAGCAGCCAUGACCAUAGCGGCCACGACCACAGCAGCCACGAACACAGCAGCCAAGAAAGCACCGACAAAGCUGAACCGAAGCUGGAAACAACUAUACAGCCACAGCUUGUCGAAACUCAAAAUGAUGAAGGAAUCGACCACUCCAUGGGAUCUGACGAAAUUACGGAUUCGUCUAUGUACGUUCCAAGGACGGUAGAAGGUGAACUGACCAUCGACAAUGAAGAAUACAAACCCGAAAUGGAAGACCCGGAGAGCAUGGAGUAUCGGCAGUUCACGUCGACCUUCACCGAGGCCCUGAAGCGCGCUCUGUUCGACCGGAACACACUUGACCAAGGCGAUCAGGACAUCACUGUCGAAGUUGUAGGCAUAAGGAAGGGAUCAUUAAUCGUCACCUACAGAAUUCACUGGAAGCCGAAAAACAACGCUCAACCUAACGAAGAUUUGCUAACAACAAAGACACUAGAGACGAACCUCAACGAAUACCUCGACAGAAAUAACAGGAUGAUCAGCACUUACCAUAUUUCAGAAGAAAAGAUGCCAACUAGGCCUGUUCUCGACUUGUGCAAAAUCAGCAAGAACGACUGCCAAUACGAAUGUGAGUUUGACCAAACAUCUCUAGACUUCAUUUGCACAUGCCCCCGUGGACAAAUGUUAGAUAUGACCAACCCCAAGAAAUGCAUGCACAUUUUCGAAAACCCUGAACAAGUUCAAUUUAACCAACAAUUGGACGAAUUAACUAAACAGAAGGAGUUCAGAGUUCUUACGUUGGAUGAUAAUCCUACCACAAGCAAACCUGUAUCUGAAGAAGAAAAACCAGAUUCCGCCACGGUACAGGUCAGUGGACAUGAUCAAGUCUUCGAUUGGAAAGACUCACAGAAUGCAAUGCAAACCACGACCACUGAAUCGGAACCAGAUUUAAAUAAUUCUCACAUAUUUGGUCAUGCAAGCGAGAAACCCGAUGAAACUGAAACUCAGAAGUCGGAACAAAGCUCUGAACAAGAAAAUAAUUCUUCACAAGAACCUGGGCCAGCACCGGAACCUAAUGCAGAACCGGAACCAAAUGCGGAGCCUGAACCUUCUGCGGAACCUGAACCAUCUGCCGUUCCAGAACCCACCGCGGAGCCGAGCGCCGAGCCGACUGCUGAGCCUAGCGCCGAACCGAGCGCCGAGCCUAACGCUGAGCCAAGUCCCGAACCGAAUGCCGAACCCGAACCGAGCGCCGAACCUAAACCAAUUGCUGAGCCUGAGCCGACCGCUGAGCCUAAGUCUGCUGACGAAUCAGAGCUUACCUCUGAACCAAAAUCAGAACCCGCCUCUGGAACAGAUCUAGCUUCAGAAAUCGAACCAGAAAUAGAAGCUAAACCUGAACCGACUGCAGAACCAGAACCAAAAGCUGAGCCGGAACCGAACCCAGAGCCCGAACCCACUGCGGAACCAGCCGUUCCAUUGAUGGAAACUGAUACAAAUACAAUGGAAUCAAAGAAAGACACAGGAUCAAAUGAAAGCCGAGAACCUGAAAACACUUUGGAAGUUAAGUCCACGUCAUAUCAAAAUAAAGGAAUAUAUCUCCACAACAGCGAAGAGGCUGAAAAUCCUCCAGAAAUUACCACCACGGAAUCCAACGUUCCAUUAAAUGUUGAGACUGAAACGACAACGCAAACUGAUUGGUUAGAAAAUGUAAAACAUGAUAUGAACAAAGUUGGUGCUAACUAUGAUCUAUCGCAACAAAGGUCUUUUGCAUACAACGAUAACGAGAUAGUAGCUGAAACGACAGCUAAAAAUGAUGAUAUUUCUUUCGAUAGUAUAAAUCAUAUAAACGAAAUAUUAACAGCGACUACAAUAAGUAACGACGAACCGAUGACGACUGAUAACCCUUUAACCGAUAAAGAUAAGUCAGAAGAAAGUUUGAUCCAAAUCACCUCAUUAAAACCCACUACUAUGGCGUUAGACAAUACUGCUGACGAGCAAUCUGGAGUUAAAAACGAAACAAAAAUUGAAAGCGAGACAUCUGAGGAAGGGUCCAUAAUGAAUACAUUGACGAAUGAGGGAAAAACCAUGGAAGUAAAGGAAACUGAUGCCAUUCAGGCAACUACAACAGAAUCAGAACCAACUACAGACUUUUCAAUUAACAAGGCAAUGAAAGUAACUGAAGUAGAUAAAGAACUUGUACAAGCAUUGAACAAAGUAGAUGAACCUGAAAUUAAAGAAACUACUACAGAAAAAUAUUUAAAGGAUGAUUAUGAUACAAUGCCUAUUACAUUCGACGCAAUAAAUGCGCUUUAUAAUCGUUCUUCUAAAUCAAUAAAUGACGAAAAUUCUACGACUGAAAUUGCACCAGAAUCGAAUAUGUCAGUAAACGAUUCAACAGUAUUACCAACUGAAACUGAGUGGCUGUCUGAAAAAGUUACUGAAGUUCCUUACAACGAAGCUAUGAAUAAAAUGGAGAAGCAUGAAACCACUGAGAAUCCAGUAAGCAAGAUCGACGAACUUAUUACACGCAGUGAUUCUAAAGACGACUUUGAACCCGAUUACUUAAGUAACCUUGGCACCACAAGUAAAAUGGCAGACACUGAUGUUCCUUUAUAUGGCAUGACCCAUGAUUAUGACAAUGAAGAUCUACGAGUGAAAAGGGUUGAUGAAAAUAUCAAAGGCACAACCACCAAACCCAUGGAGUCUGCAGAGAUUACAACUCCAAUGAAUAAAAUGGAAACCACUCAAAUGGUGAAUAUCGAAACCACUACUGUGAGUGAAUACAUCUACAAAGCCGCCGAACACAUAAACACCACUGAAAAUUUAAGCGAGGUAUCGACAUCUGAAAAUUCUACUUUAGAUCUUAAUUCUGCCCCCGCACCAGUAUGGGAAGAAUCUGAAGGAAACAAAGAUGAAUCAACUAAGGUUACAAGCGAGAUUCCUGCAGCUACAUCCGCAAACAAACCAAGUGAAGAAGCUGAAUUAGCCACAGAAACCUCUCCUACUACACCGGCUACGAACGCAGAGGUCAAAACUGACGUUGAAUCUUCAGAAAAUCCUAGCUCAACCCAGUUCAAUAACUUAAAAGUAAACGUAUACGAGGUGUCUAAUGCAAACCAAACUUUCAAUGCUGCAAAGUCCGGCACCCACUCGGCUGAAUCAGAGUCUGAACAUGAAUCAGACAUGAAUCCUUUCUUACCAGAAGCUGAAAACAAUAAAUUACUGGUUAAAAAACUUCAAGAAGGACACGAUCUUGAACCCACUAACUUAAAUGAGACACAAAACGAAAACGGCGAGGAGCAUACGCUUAACACCUCAGACACGAAUGGGUCGUCAAGCAACGAGGCGGUGACAGUAGCAGCUGAGGAAAAUGAAAACAUUCAAACAACAACGCAUUCUAGCGUAUCAGUUGGCGAGUUCAACGAUCAACAAGUAGAAACUCACAAAGUUACAGUAGAGACAACUACGACGCUAAUAGACGCGAAACCUGAUGAUACCAACGUAGACAAUUCUCUACCCGAAACUUCACCUGUAUCUACAUUCUUACAAGACACUGAAGAUCUAGACCAAGGCUUUGUUUCUGGUAAGAAUACUGAAACGACUACUACAGAAAAAGAUUCUUUAAGUCCGCCUAGUACGGUUUCUGGUAGCUUUGCAACAGAUACAAACGUAGUCCCAGACGACGCGUACCUAAGCGUCCUGCCCGUCGAAGAGACAGCGUCUGCGAAGGAAGCAUCAAAGAGCUCCGAAAGUGAAAACAGUCAAAAACUUAACGACAUUAGUGAUUCUUCAAAAAAAAGUGAGAGGACAUUUCAAAAAGUUAUAACCCAAAAAUUGGAUUCAGUAAUUCUCAAUAACGAGGCGUAGUUCGCACGUUAGGUAGUUAGCCAUAAGGUUGUAUAUUGCUGAUUGUUUCCUGUGAUGCUAUCGAUACUGUAUCGAACAAAUUCAUACCUAUGUAUAUUGAACGGCUCACCUUGUACCAAUGUGUGUAAAUGCAAUUAUGUACUUUAUUGGUUCUAAUUAACUUUCUUUGUGGGUACCUCGACGGCAAACUAGACAGUGCCUACUACUUACUAAAGAAUAUUAUUGUUGUUUAUGUCGAUAAUAUUGUUAGACUAGUCAAACUAGAAAAGAGUCAUGUCAUCUUGAGGUUUUAGGUUUAUUUAUUGCUUAUGUUCUGAUGCAGCUAGCUCAAAAUCUCUUCUCGAACCUUUUGUGUGACGUCAAACGCAAGCCUACUAAGAGAAUAAAAGUAAUUAUCCUAUUUUAAAUUGUUACCAUAGCUAAAUGUAUGAUACUAUAAAUAUAUUAUCAAAAUUGCUUCCUCAAGUCGAUGGAUUCGUUAUGAUAAAAUGUAUAUUUUGUCUCGUGAAUGAUGAAAUGAAUUUCUGCCAUUCCGUUAUGUGAUAGAGAACUCGCAGGUAUAGUAGACAUUCCAAUCGUACUUAAUAUUAUUUUAACUUAGCGGUAAUGCAGAAGUGAGGUCUGAUUGUAAUAUAAUAAUUAAAGUAGUCCUUGUUAACUAAGAUAUAUUUUGUAUAAAUGGUUGAAAUUGUAAAGAUUACGUUGUAAAUAAAUUUAAAGUUAAUACAUACAAUAAA
Molecule: messenger RNA, 5586 nt
Organism: Ostrinia furnacalis (Asian corn borer)
Lineage: Eukaryota; Metazoa; Arthropoda; Insecta; Lepidoptera; Crambidae
Product: proteoglycan 4
Exons: 7
Coding region: 377-4849 (1490 amino acids)
Source: RefSeq, a predicted model, not a curated record